AUGUCGGACCAGCAAGUGUCCCUGCCUUUUCUCAUCGUCGUCCUCCUCACCAUCGGGGUGGCCACCCGCUAUCUCUUUUUCUCAUCCCCGUCUUCGGGCUCGAGGCAGGGCAACAACCCGAGAAACAAUGCAGCACAAAAUGCUAGCGCGAUGCGGCUAAGAGAGGUGGCGGCGCAGAGGAUACAACAGAUGUUUCCCCAAGUCGAUCGGAGGACGAUACUGUGGGAUCUACAGAGGAAUGGAGGAAGCAUCCAGGCGACUACGGAGCGAGUUUUGGCGGGGAGGCUAGAAACGCCCCCAUUACCUUCCAGCCCGCGCCUCCCCGGAUCCAACCCGUCGACGAGCACAGGGGCGCAGCAGGCGAAGCAACCCGAGCGCCCCAAGCAGCCCGACUUGAUUACGCGAUAUAACCUGCAGAACAAAGUCACGAGCGAAUCCAGCGCAGAUAUGGACAAGAAGAAGGAAGGUUGGAGCUCGAACAAGGAUGAGAGGCAGGCGCUUCUGAAGAAGAGGAGGGACGAGAUGAUUCUGGCUGCGCGCCGGAAAAUGGAGGCCAAAAUUGUUGCGGAGAAGACAGCGUCAGGAGACGCGAGUUCUUGA
Parascedosporium putredinis is the source of this 600-nucleotide messenger RNA. The record is from the annotation of a GenBank genome assembly. NCBI's taxonomy places the organism in Eukaryota, Fungi, Ascomycota, Sordariomycetes, Microascales, Microascaceae.